AUGAAUCUUGACUUUCAGGGUCCAAUCCUUCGUGACGCAAUGGGUCUGAAGUUAUAUCUCAUCACUGAUUGCUACUGUAUUUUUAUGGGUCUUUUGGCGAUUAUUGGCAAUUCUGUGAUACUUUACUUAUUUUUCACAAAACGACUAGACUCUCGACGUAACCUCCGUAUCAUUCUCUAUAUGACAGUCACCGAUAUUGUUUUCGCUGUAGCCAUCAUGCCUGAAAUCUGCUACUUCGUAUACUAUUGGGAUACCACAUUUGUCGACUACAAUCCACAAGUUAUCGCAUUCAUUGACUGGCCAUUACCAAUGUUUCUCAAAAUCUCAUCAGUUUUAAAUGCAGGAGCAGCAGCAGAAAGGAUUCUGGCCCUAUAUUUCCCUUUGAUCUACCGUAAAAUAGAUCAUGUUCAUUGCUCAAACAUCUUGAUGGUUGUCUGUGUCUUCAUUGGCCUCAUCGAUACUGUUUUCUGUAUUUUUUCAUUUCGCUUUGAGCAGCGUAUCAAUUGUUCAUCACUCGGUUGUUUUGUCCAUGAUGCAUUCCGAACUUAUUGGGGUUCUUCGAACAUGACCUGCGGAAUCAUCAUAAUAGUCAUGAGCUUAUUCGUUUUCUUCAAAGUACAAAAGUUGUCUCGUGAGAGUGGAUGGAUGGGUGCAACACCAGCGGAACGGAAGAAAAAUAUGGUUGCCUCCCAAAAGUUCCGUCAAGCCAAUCGAACGACGUGUGGUAUCCUUCUCAGUUCUCUGUUCUGUCUCACAAUUCCAUCCCUUCUGGUAUCUCUUGUUGAAACAAUCACAGGGUUCUCAAUUUUCGAGAAAUUCGGAGCUUUCUACGUAGCCUCCUUGCUUUCGAGUGGUUCCAUGAACUGUCUGAUAUUCCUAAUCCUCAAUGGGUCUGUCAAAAGUAAAAUCGACACGAAGACACUAUCAGAUGCCGCCGUCACAACCGUCGUCUCAUCGAGACCUUUCAACUCUUCGAAACAAACGACUUUUGUUGAUUUAGCGUAA
Messenger RNA from Caenorhabditis remanei, 1005 nucleotides. RefSeq lists its product as uncharacterized. The record is from RefSeq and is a predicted model, not a curated record. Lineage: Eukaryota; Metazoa; Nematoda; Chromadorea; Rhabditida; Rhabditidae. Gene Ontology annotation, cellular component: membrane. The coding region runs from base 1 to 1005 and encodes 334 amino acids. The transcript is spliced from 7 exons.